Molecule: messenger RNA, 768 nt
Organism: Acanthosepion pharaonis
Lineage: Eukaryota; Metazoa; Mollusca; Cephalopoda; Sepiida; Sepiidae
Source: the annotation of a GenBank genome assembly
AUGUCGGUUUGUAGCUGUGGUUUCUAUCUUGCUGAACAGCUUUUUCCGCUGCAUUCUUCUCGCUUGACCGUCUUCUCUCUCUCUCUCUCUCUCUCUCUCUCUCUCUCUCUCUCUCUCUCUCUCUCUUCUGGAGAGGUUUUAUCUAAUCAGCGCCAAAUAAAUAACUUCCUUAGUAUUGUUCCUUGUAUUCUUGAACUUUUCGAUACAUUUUCUUCUCCUUUUCACUUCAUUCUGUCAAAAUGGAUAUUCUUUUUUCCUUCACUUCUGGACUUUCACUCUGUAAUCAUAAUUAUUUUUAAUUAUCUCUCUGAACUUACGACUUUAUUUUUCUUUCGUUUUAUCCUUCUUUCUUUUGUCUUUCCAACACUUUCUUUUUCUAUCUCCUUUACCUUCAUUCAUUCACUCUGUUCUUUUUCCUCAUAUGUUUCAAUUUUCAGCCGAGAGUCUUUGCAAUUUCUUCCUUCAUAUCUCUCUUCUUCGGUUCGACUCAUGUACAUAAGCUCCAUUUAUUUUCUCUUCGGGAUAACACGACGCUAUGCAGACAAGCACGCAGAUUUAUUCUGUCUAUCGUUCGAUAUCACUCUUUUCUUAUCUAUCUAUCUAUCUAUCUAUCUAUCUAUCUAUCUAUCUAUCUAUCUCUUUUUUUACAUUCACACUCUCUCUAUUUAUGACUCUUUCUUUCUCCUUUUCACGCACUCUACUUCUUCUCUUACUCACCUUCUCUGGUCUCAUAAUCUCUCUACCUCAUUCACUUCUCUUUCAACAUAA